AUGACGGAUAUAACUAUUGCAGUCGUAGGAUUGGGCUAUGUAGGCUUGCCAUUGGCUGUUGAAUUUGGAAAAAAAAUACCAACGAUUGGUUUUGACCUGUCAGAAAAAAAAGUAAAUAGCUACAGAGAUUUUCUGGAUCCAUCAGGUGAGUUGGCUAGUGAAGAGCUAAAGGCUGCGAGCCUUCUCAAAGUAGCUACUGACCCAGUAGUGCUAAAAGAUGCGGAUUUUAUUAUUGUGGCUGUCCCAACACCUGUUGAUGGCUCUCAUGCGCCAGACUUUUCACCACUGAUUGAGUCAUCUAAAACAGUGGGCAAAUACAUGAAAAAAGGAUCGACCAUUGUCACAUGUUAUGAGUCAACAGUCUAUCCAGGCGCGACUGAGGAUAUUUGUAUCCCAGUGUUGGAGCAAUAUUCUGGAAUGCGGUGGGGCGUAGACUUUAAUGUUGGUUAUUCACCAGAGCGCGUGAGUCCUGGGGAUAAAGAACGGACGGUUACAAAGAUAACGAAAGUGGUGUCAGGCGAUUGCGCCGACACUUUGGAACGCGUGGCAUCUCUUUAUGAAAUGGUGAUAGAUGCAGGGGUUCAUAGGGCAUCGUCGAUUAAAGUUGCGGAGGCUGCUAAAGUCAUUGAAAAUACGCAGCGGGAUUUAAAUAUUGCCUUGAUGAAUGAGCUGUCUAUUAUUUUCGAUAAGGUUGGUAUUGACACUUUAGAUGUGUUAAAGGCGGCUGAAACAAAGUGGAAUUUUUUACCAUUUCGCCCCGGCUUGGUAGGCGGGCAUUGUAUCGGUGUAGACCCAUAUUAUCUGACGCAUAAAGCUGAAAUGAUGGGCUAUCACCCCCAAGUCAUACUGGCUGGUCGUCGUAUCAACGAUAACAUGGCCGAGCAUGUGGCACAGCAAACAGUAAAAAGAAUCAUUCACAGUGGGGUGGCAGUUAAGGAUUCUGUCGUCAUCGUGCUUGGAUUGACCUUCAAAGAAAACUGCUCUGAUUUGCGGAACUCAAAAGUGUCUGAUGUAAUCAAAGAGCUGGUUGAAUUUGGUUGCGACGUUUAUGUACAUGACCCGAUUGCAAAGCCUGAGGAAGCAUUACAUGAUUAUGCGAUGCUCAAACUCGUAGAUUGGGAUGAUUUGCCAUUAAGUGCUUGUGCAAUUGUCGCCGCAGUUUCGCACUCGCACUAUAUGACAUUACCAUUAGAGCAAAUCACCAAUAAAUUAUCCAAGGGCGGUUUGUUUGUUGAUGUGAAGUCUGCGUAUGAUAAACAGGCUAUUGUAGACUCAGGAGCUAAACUAUGGCGGCUAUAA
Messenger RNA from Daphnia magna, 1299 nucleotides. Its product is annotated as protein CapL-like. Gene Ontology annotation, molecular function: oxidoreductase activity, acting on the CH-OH group of donors, NAD or NADP as acceptor; NAD binding; oxidoreductase activity, acting on the CH-CH group of donors, NAD or NADP as acceptor. The record is from RefSeq and is a predicted model, not a curated record. Gene Ontology annotation, biological process: polysaccharide biosynthetic process. The transcript has a single exon. Lineage: Eukaryota; Metazoa; Arthropoda; Branchiopoda; Diplostraca; Daphniidae. The coding region runs from base 1 to 1299 and encodes 432 amino acids.